Messenger RNA from Manihot esculenta (cassava), 1737 nucleotides. RefSeq names its product serine/arginine-rich splicing factor SR45. Gene Ontology annotation, biological process: mRNA splicing, via spliceosome. The transcript is spliced from 12 exons. The coding region runs from base 153 to 1427 and encodes 424 amino acids. Gene Ontology annotation, cellular component: ASAP complex; cytoplasm; nucleoplasm. Gene Ontology annotation, molecular function: RNA binding. The record is from RefSeq and is a predicted model, not a curated record. Lineage: Eukaryota; Viridiplantae; Streptophyta; Magnoliopsida; Malpighiales; Euphorbiaceae.
CAUAUUGGCCAUUUAGAAUUUUCGCUGUGCACAAGUAAAAGCACUGCCCCAGAUAAGCCCGUACGGUUCUUGCAUCGUCUUCAUUUCCACUAAUUUUCACCGUCCUAGGGGUUUACCUAGGGUUUCUUAUCCACUGUGUCGCCCUUCCGUCCAUGGCCAAGCCAACGCGAGGCCGUCCCUCGCGGCCUUCAAGGUCCGCAUCUUCCUCCCGGUCCCGCUCCAAAUCACGGUCACGCUCUUACUCCGGUUCAGAUUCACGGUCUAGCUCUCGCUCCCGGUCAUUAUCCUCCCGUUCUCGUUCUCGCUCUCGAUCGUUCUCUUCGUCUUCAUCUCCUUCUCGCAGCCUCAGCUCUGGUAGUCGCAGUCCUCCUGCUCAGAGGAAGAGUCCUGCUGAAGUGCCUAAACGUGGUCGCACUCCGCCGCCACAGUCUAGAAAAACUUCUCCGCCUCCAAGGAAGACCUCUCCCAUUCGUGAGUCUCGUGUUCUUCAUGUUGAUGCCCUCAGCAGAAAUGUGCAUGAGGGCCAUUUAAAAGAAAUAUUCAGUAAUUUUGGUGAAGUUGUACAUGUGGAGCUGGCAAUGGACCGUACUGUUAAUCUUCCAAAAGGGUAUGGAUAUGUUGAAUUUAAGACAAGGGCUGCUGCUGAAAAGGCCCUACUGUACAUGGACGGGGCCCAGAUUGAUGGCAAUGUUGUUCGAGCAAGGUUCACAUUACCCCCACGACAGAAGGUUUCACCACCCCCAAAACCUGUUGCUGCUGCUCCAAAGCGAGAUGCUCCCAAAACUGAUAAUGCCAGUGCAGACAUUGAGAAGGAUGGACCAAAAAGGCAAAGAGAACCUUCUCCCCAUCGAAAACCUCCAACCUCACCACGAAGAAGAUCCCCUGUUGCUCGAAGAGGUGGAUCCCCUAGGCGUCUUCCAGAUUCUCCUCCUCGUCGACGGGCUGAUUCUCCUGUUCGUCGACGAGUGGGAUCUCCUUACCGUCAUGGGGAUACACCACCAAGAAGGAGACCAGCAUCCCCACCUAGAGGUCGUUCUUCAUCUCCACCAAGGCGUUACAGAUCCCCUGCAAGGGGUUCUCCCAGAAGGAUUCGUGGGAGUCCUGUGCGCAGACGUUCUCCUCCUCCUCCUCCAAGGCGACGCACACCUCCUAGAAGAGUCCGUAGUCCUCCAAGAAGGUCUCCACUUCGUCGACGUAGCCGCUCUCCUAUUCGCAGGCCUGCUCGCUCACGUUCAAGAUCACUUUCACCAAGGAGCAGAGGCCGAGGUCCAGCUGCAAGACGUGGGAGGUCAUCCUCCUAUUCUGGGUCGCCUAGUCCACGCAAGGUCACCCGCAGAAUAUCAAGGAGCCGCAGUCCUAGAAGGCCUUUGAGGGGAAGAAGCACCAGCAACAGCAGCAGCAGCAGCUCACCGCCUCGGAAGCCAUAGGUAAUAUUUGCUAUCCCUUAUCUUUUCCUCCUCGCUGCUUGUCUCUGAAAAAUGAGCUGGAUAUGUGUAAUAAGUAAGAUCUUUUUCAGCACAAAAAACUUUCGACUGCCUGUGAUGUAAUACAGUAGUAGGGUUCACACUGUUCUUCAGGUUUGUCUGUUUUGGUUCAUGGAGAAAAAGCUGUGUGGUACAGCGAUGUUACUAAGUUUUUGUGGAGAACCAUUUAAAUUACAGUUUGGUUAAUUUGUGUUGCAUUUUUGUAGAAUACUUGUUUUAGUUCCUUUCUUUAUAGUGGACAUAACUUCGUUAC